CGCCGUGACGUGGUGUUCCUCCCGUCCCUCGCCUACUUCCUCGUUCUUUCCCUCUCCAGAGUCUCAGCCCUAGGCUUCCUAGGGCCUUUUACGACAUUGGGUUUCAGAGUGUAUCUCGGCGCCCGGUCCACUUUUCGGCAAAGUGACGUGGAAGUCAACAGCAAUGGCGGAAGGAGUGGAAGUCCCGCCGCUGCCACAGUCUAGCGACGACCGCUGAUAGAAAUUUUUCUGAAGUGUGUAAUAUCUCAUUGCCCAAUUUAAACUCAUCUAAAUAACUUAGGAUCAUCCAGUUUUCAAAUGGAAAAGGAUCUUGAAGAAGCUCUGGAAGCAGGAGGUUGUGAUCUUGAAACUUUGAGAAAUAUAAUUCAAGGGAGACCACUACCCACUGAUCUGAGGGCCAAAGUUUGGAAGAUUGCUCUAAACGUUGCAGGAAAAGGUGAUAGUUUGGCAUCAUGGGAUGGUAUGUUAGACCUACCAGAACAGAACACUAUUCACAAAGAUUGUCUAGAGUUUAUUGACCAUCUUACAGUGCCAGAAGAGAAGGCAGCAGAAUUACUUUUGGAUAUUGAAUCUGUAAUUACUUUUUAUUGUAAAUCACGUAACAUUAAAUAUAGCACGUCCCUUAGCUGGAUACAUCUACUCAAACCACUGGUGCACCUUCAACUGCCACGCAGCGAUUUAUACAACUGCUUUUAUGCUGUCAUGAAUAAGUACAUCCCCAGGGAUUGUUCCCUGAAGGGGAGACCGUUUCAUCUUUUCCGAUUACUCAUCCAGUACCAUGAACCUGAGCUUUGUUCUUUUCUUGAUACAAAGAAAAUUACUCCAGACUCCUAUGCACUCAACUGGCUUGGAAGCCUUUUUGCAUGUUACUGUUCCAUUGAAGUCACUCAGGCAAUAUGGGAUGGAUAUCUACAACAAGCAGAUCCAUUUUUUAUUUAUUUCUUAAUGUUAAUAAUCCUUGUUAAUACAAAAGAAGUUAUUUUAGCACAGGAGUCAGACGGCAAAGAGGAAGUUAUCCAAUUCUUGGAAAAAACUCCAUCCAGUUUGAAUCUAGAAGAUAUAGAAGACCUUUUCUCUCUGGCUCAGUAUUAUUGCAGUAAAACACCAGCUUCAUUUAGGAAGGAUAAUCAUCACCUAUUUGGUAGUACUUUGUUGGGAAUUAAGGAUGACGAUGCAGACCUGAGUCAGGCUCUUUGCCUGGCCAUCUCGGUGUCAGAGAUCCUCCAAGCAAAUCAGCUUCAGGGUGAAGGAGUCCGCUUCUUUGUGGUGGAUUGCCGUCCUGCAGAACAGUAUAAUGCUGGGCAUUUAUCAACUGCUUUUCACUUAGAUUCAGAUCUGAUGCUCCAGAAUCCAUCUGAAUUUGCACAGUCAGUAAAGUCCUUGCUGGAAGCACAAAAGCAGUCCAUUGAGUCUGGCUCCAUUGCUGGUGGGGAGCACCUCUGUUUCAUGGGCAGUGGCAGAGAGGAAGAAGACAUGUAUAUGAACAUGGUCCUGGCACACUUUUUACAGAAAAACAAAGAAUAUGUGAGCAUUGCCAGUGGAGGAUUUAUGGCACUGCAGCAGCACUUGGCAGACAUUAAUGUGGAUGGACCAGAAAAUGGUUACGGCCAUUGGAUUGCUAGUACCUCAGGCUCAAGGAGCAGUAUCAGUUCUUCUGCUGAUGGUGAAUCCUCUAAUGGCUCAAAUGACAGAGGAAUGAAAUCACUAGUAAAUAAAAUGACUAUUGCUUUGAAAACAAAAUCCGUUAAUGUCAGGGAAAAAGUUAUCAGUUUUAUUGAGAAUACAUCAACGCCUGUGGACCGAAUGUCUUUCAAUCUUCCUUGGCCAGACAGAACAUGUACAGAGCGGCAUGUGAGUAGCAGUGACAGAGUGGGCAAGCCAUACCGCGGUGUGAAGCCUGUGUUCAGCAUUGGGGAUGAGGAAGAAUACGACACAGAUGAAAUUGACAGUUCUUCCAUGUCAGAUGAUGAUAGAAAAGAGGUUGUAAACAUUCAGACUUGGAUAAACAAGCCAGACAUCAAGCAUCAUUUUCCUUGUAAAGAAGUGAAAGAAAAUGGACACAUGUUUCCUAGUCAUCUGUUGGUUACUGCAACACAUAUGUACUGUUUAAGGGAGAUUCUUUCACGGAAAGGAUUGGCUUAUAUACAGUCUCGACAAGCACUAAAUUCUGUGGUUAAAAUUACAUCCAAAAAGAAACAUCCUGAGUUAAUUACUUUCAAGUAUGGAAACAGCAGUGCUUCAGGAAUAGAAAUCUUAGCCAUUGAAAGAUACUUGAUCCCAAAUGCAGGAGAUGCUACCAAAGCCAUAAAACAACAGAUCAUGAAAGUUCUGGAUGCUUUGGAAAGUUAAUGUGAAAGAAAAUUACUUCAGAAGAAAUGAAAGCAACCAAGAGAAACAUGGACAUUUUCCUGACUGAAUACUAACUGGAGACAUUUCAUUUGCUUAUGGGGGUGCUUGAAUAACAGGUCUAAAAAAUGUAAAUUAUUAUAAUCAAUCUCUGGACAGUUAAAAAAAUUUUAAUUUUCUUUUGUAUUUUUGGUUUUGUAAAAUGAUUAAUUAUAAAAGUCAGUUAUUGAAUGACUUUAAAGUAACUGACCCAGUGCCCUUAUAAACUAAGGGAGCAGAAUGCAGUUCUGUUUUGAAGAGCUGUUUUAAGGGAACAUGCAUCACUUUCAGAUUUAAAAACAAUCAUACACAUACAUAUUUGCAAUGUCUUCACUGACACUUAGAGAGAGAAUUAGUUGAAAAAAAAACCUUUAAUUGCUGCAUUUGGCUUUACCCACUGAGCGAAUAUCAGAAACUAAAAAAUAUUACAUAGAUUAAUAAUUAGCUUGCUGCUUCUGUUCUUAAAAAGAAUAAAAUCUUUUUAAUGAAAUGGGUAAAGAUUCCAGCCAACUGAGAAAUUCAGUCCAGCUAGUAAAAUGUUGAAACAUCAGUUUCCAAACAUCUUCUUUGCACCAUUAGCUAUUAAUUUGAAGAUGAUGUGUUUUAGAUACUUAACUUCAUCCUAAUGGUUUCUAUGGAGCAUUUAAAAGCAAUGUAAAAAGUAGGUAAGCAUGUUAAGAUUACAAUUAACAUUUUGAGGACAGAAUUGUAUUUGUACAGAUGCCAUUGGUCUUUAUUACAAAUGGAGUAUUUGGUUUAGGAUAUUUCAAAACGCAAGUUGAACACACACUGAUUUAUCUUCAGUGAGAUUAUGGUCUGUGACCACAAAUAAUCCACUUAAAUAAAAGCCAGAUAAUCAGAGGGAUGUAUAAACUGUAGUUGUUUUUAUCAUCAGUUUCUGAAAUUUCUCUUCUUUGGUUUUUGUCUUGUCUUACUAGUCUGAAACUAUUUUUAUUCUCUUAAUAUGACAAAACUGUAAAGUGAUCUGCUUUAUUUUACAGCUUCCUUAGUUUAAUUUAUUGAGGUCUGUAUUGGACACAUUAGGUAAGAGAAAUCCAAGAACACAUUUGAUUGAGGACAUGGAACAAUUUCUUGUAAAAUCUAUUUGGGAAGUAGCAAAUUCUUACAACCUACCGUGUCUUAAAAUGUGAUAGAUUAUCUCUAAGGAGUUCAUAGGAGAAAUGUUUAGAUGUGCCCUGUUUGCAGACAGUUAUUUUAAUUUACUUAACGGAAAUCAAGUGAAUAAAAGGCAGCAUAGGCCAAUAUAUUUUAUUCUAAUACUUAAAUAAAAACAGUUUACUUGGAGUGGUUGAAGACAUUUGCAUGAAAUUGCACCUGGUGCAAUAAUUGAUAUUUAUAACUCUCCCCACAACUGUUAUAUUACAUUUUUUUUCCUUGGUGCCCCUUUAAAAAUGUCCUGAAGUCUCAUUUUUUUGCCUAUUUCAGCUAUGGGACUUUUUACAUAAUAUUAAUGUAAAGAUGUUGUGUUACUGUUUAUAAAUUACAGGUGUAAAUAAAUCAAUGCAGUUUGCUCAA
Messenger RNA from Phyllostomus discolor (pale spear-nosed bat), 3921 nucleotides. RefSeq names its product TBC1 domain family member 23 (gene TBC1D23). Bases 298 to 2349 code for a protein of 683 amino acids. The record is from RefSeq and is a predicted model, not a curated record. Gene Ontology annotation, cellular component: trans-Golgi network. Lineage: Eukaryota; Metazoa; Chordata; Mammalia; Chiroptera; Phyllostomidae. Gene Ontology annotation, biological process: embryonic brain development; retrograde transport, endosome to Golgi. The transcript is spliced from 21 exons.